GGAGCAAUGAUUGCAAAAGGUAAAGAUGCAACAACAAGAUUGAGAAACUUGAGUCCAGCCCACAGGACAGAUGAGUAUAAAAUGAGACAAAUGCACACCGCAAACUUUACCCGUAACAUCUGACAUCGUUUCGGCCUGCUGAGAGGAUGAAGUUCGUCACGCUCUUCCUCGUUGCGUCUCUGGUCGUCCUGAUGGCCGAACCGGGGGAAUGUUUCUUAAAGAAGCUCUGGUACAGAAUAAAAGCUGCGGCUAAAGGCGCCAGGAACGCUUGGAGAGCGCACAAGGCAAAAGCUGCAGAAGAGGAAGGAGACCAACCGCAACUGGACCAGGAUCAACUAAACCGGCAACAACUGGACCAGGAUCAGCUGGACCAGGAUCAGCAGGACCAGGAAGAUCUGGACCAGCAGCAGUUGGACAAACGCUCCUACCAAUCCGCACGUCGUCUCUUUGAUUAGAUACCAGAGGCCACUCUACAUACUCCAGCAGUUCUUGGUUCUAAACAUUUUCCAACCUCCUCUGUUGCGUUGAAUCUGUUCUGAAUACUUUGCUGUUGUGGCAUCUCUGUUUGCAAAAUGAAAAAUAAACCAACGGAGCUUUACAGAGUGCAGGCAAAGCAUAACCGCAUUGUACGAGAAGCUGCAGAGAGAUUUGUCAAAAGCGAAAUGCAAAUAAAAUCAUUUUCUGCAACUCUU
Molecule: messenger RNA, 692 nt
Organism: Poecilia reticulata (guppy)
Lineage: Eukaryota; Metazoa; Chordata; Actinopteri; Cyprinodontiformes; Poeciliidae
Source: RefSeq, a predicted model, not a curated record